GCCGAACCCCGACCCGGGGGACUCGAACCCUCCCCGGAACCGGCUGCCCCGCCUUCCCAGCCCGGGUCGCGACCCCGCCCCGGAGCGCCGCCAUGCCCGGCCCGGUGUCCGGGUCUCGAUCCCGGGUGUACGCCGACGUCAAUGCGUUCAAAUCCCGGGAUUACUGGGACUACGAGGCGCUCGUACCCAACUGGAGUAACCAGGAGGACUAUCAGCUCCUCCGCAAACUCGGCCGCGGCAAAUACAGCGAGGUGUUCGAGGCCACCAGCGUCCGCAGCGGCGAGGGCGUGGUGCUCAAGAUCCUGAAGCCCGUCAAGAAGAAGAAGAUCAAGCGCGAGAUCAAGAUACUGGAGAACCUCCGGGGCGGAACCAACAUCAUCCGGUUGGUGGACACCGUCAAGGAUCCCGUGUCCCGGACGCCGGCGCUGGUCUUCGAGCGCGUCAACAGCACCGAUUUCAAGGAGCUGUACCGGAAGCUAACGGACUUCGACGUCCGCUACUACGUGUACGAGCUGCUGAAGGCCCUGGACUACAGUCACAGCAUGGGCAUCAUGCACCGCGACGUCAAGCCCCACAACGUCCUGAUCGACCACCAGCUGCGGAAGCUGCGUCUGAUCGACUGGGGAUUGGCCGAGUUCUACCACCCCGCCCAGGAGUACAACGUCCGCGUGGCGUCCCGCUACUUCAAGGGCCCCGAGCUGCUGGUGGACUACCAGAUGUACGACUACAGCCUGGACAUGUGGAGCCUGGGCUGCAUGCUAGCUAGCAUGAUCUUCCAGAAAGAGCCGUUCUUCCACGGCCAGGACAACUACGACCAGCUCGUCCGGAUCGCUAAGGUCCUGGGGACGGACGAGCUCUUCGGCUACCUGCGCAAAUACCGCAUCGAGCUGGAGCCCCGAUUCAAGGACCUGCUGGGCCAGCAGACGCGGAAGCGCUGGGAGCAGUUCGUCCAAUCGGAGAACCGGCACCUCGUUAGCGCCGAGGCGCUGGACCUGCUGGACAGGCUGCUACGCUACGACCACCAGCAGCGGCUAACGGCCGCCGAGGCCAUGGGGCACCCGUACUUCUACCCCGUGCUGAAAGAGCAGUCGUCCCCCAGCGCAGACGGCUCCGCCCCGGCGCAGUGAGAGAGAGAGAGAGCGCGGGGCGUGUUUUUACCUCAGAUAUUUUAACACACACACACACUCUAUAUACACACACACACACACACACACACACACACACACAC
This is a messenger RNA of Megalops cyprinoides (Indo-Pacific tarpon), 1228 nucleotides long. RefSeq names its product casein kinase 2, alpha prime polypeptide b (gene csnk2a2b). Bases 93 to 1127 code for a protein of 344 amino acids. Gene Ontology annotation, molecular function: ATP binding; protein serine/threonine kinase activity. Gene Ontology annotation, biological process: protein phosphorylation; regulation of chromosome separation. Gene Ontology annotation, cellular component: protein kinase CK2 complex; cytosol; nucleus. Lineage: Eukaryota; Metazoa; Chordata; Actinopteri; Elopiformes; Megalopidae. The transcript is spliced from 12 exons. The record is from RefSeq and is a predicted model, not a curated record.